AGCCCCUCGAUGGAGACGGCGGAAGUACAGCGCCGGUCGCGGCCCCGGGCGAACAGGCGAGCAGUUCGUCAGAGAAGAGUUUGCCGCGAAGGCGUAAAGACCGUCUGCGAGCGAAAUAGGCAAGUUCGAAGUACAGGACCAAGGCCACAAGGCCCACAAGGCGGCCAGGCGAGCGGACAGGAGGCCAACACUACGACCCCGCCCAGGACCGCAGCCCCGUGGAAGCGCCCUGCCCGCCACCAUGACCCCGGUGCUGCUGCUCGCGCUGCACGCCCUGCUGCAGCUGGCGGUGGCCCAGGACUACUGCAGGCUGCCGGCGUGCCCCGGCGGCAGCCACACGGCCUGCAAGUUCAAGCCCGGCGCGCGGCCCGCCGGGAAGUGCUCCAGGAACGCCGUCGGCAUGACGGACGCCGACAGGGACGCCGUCCUCAGCCUGCACAACAAGCUGAGGGGGCAGCUCGCCGCCGGCCAGUUGGACGGCUUCGCCAGCGCAGCGGACAUGCAAACGCUCAAGUGGGACACGGAGCUCGAGACAGUCGCUCAGGUUUGGGCGGACCAGUGUGACUACGGGCACGACCAGUGUCGGCACGUUGGGCGCUUCUGGGUGGGCCAGAACAUAGCGAUGACGGGCCGGUCCAAUGGGUACACCCCCGAGCUCCCCAGGAAAGUGAUGAUGUGGUGGGACGAGUACAAGCUGUACCGAUACAAGGACGGCACCUUCGUGUUUCACAACGACACGGGCCACUUCACGCAGAUGGCGUGGGCCAAGAGCAACCUGCUGGGUUGCGGCCGGUCCACAUAUGUCGACAAGGGGUUCACUAACGAGUACUUGGUGUGCAACUACGGUCCCGCGGGAAACGUCCAGGGCCAGAAAAUGUACACUGCUGCGGCGGGCCACGGGUAGAGGGACACGACAGCCGUCAACUCGAGGUCCUGAGCGCUGCGCUGGGAUUGGCUCGACGCUGCGCCCGUUUGGCCGGGCGCCGGGCGGAUGUGCCGCACGGAAAAAAUCCAUACACUGCAGUCGAAGUUCAUGAACUUCGGCCGAAGUUUAUUGAAGUUCACCGAAGUUCACGGAGGUGAAUCUUUAAUAAACCAAUGAGAGAUAUUGUGAUUUUUGGUUGAAGUUUGGUCGAAGUCUAUCAUGAGUCCAUCGAAGUUUAUCGAAAUUCGUCGAAGUUCGCCUAGAUCAUUGAGGUUCGGCAAAGUUCAGCAAAGUUCGCCGAAGUUAAAAUGCACAUACACAGAACUUCAAGCCUAUUUCAUCCCUUAGACACUACAGCCUCAAACAUGGUGAAGCACCCGCUGAGCUGAAAGUGAUACACUGAUUGCAUGUCCUGUCCGGACACGCUCCAUCCUUUAUGGGAUCAUCCAGAUAGUACGUCCUUCAUUCGCCGCUACGAGCCUGCCAUGUUCAGGUCAGGUUCUGCAAGCUCGCAUAGCGCCUGUAGAUAGGCAAAAUCUUGUCCGCAGUGCAUGCAAGUUCUGCGGGCUGGCCUACCCUGAGUCUCGCAGGCGCCAAGUAGCCAUUACUUGCCAAAUGAAUCUUAUUAAAACGGAAGUACUUUCUAGACAAUCCCCGCCAUCGCCGAUCCAGAAGCAGGUAGGCGACCCAGGUUGCCGGCCGACUGUUUUGCUGACUAACUACGCGGCAUAUGCAAUUGCAUAUUGAUUGCAUACCUGUCAGUAUUAGAGUAGCACAGUAGAGUUUCUUUCAGUAAAAACCUUUCUAAAAGCA
This is a messenger RNA of Frankliniella occidentalis (western flower thrips), 1738 nucleotides long. RefSeq names its product venom allergen 5-like. The coding region runs from base 242 to 904 and encodes 220 amino acids. NCBI's taxonomy places the organism in Eukaryota, Metazoa, Arthropoda, Insecta, Thysanoptera, Thripidae. The record is from RefSeq and is a predicted model, not a curated record. The transcript is spliced from 4 exons. Gene Ontology annotation, cellular component: extracellular region.